AUUUAUCAAAAGGAAACCACACUAGCUGAGCUUAAGGCCAAGAUUGCAGAACUUAAGGCUGAGAAAGCCAAGCUUGAGACUAAGUAUGGAGAAUAUGCAAAACUUAAGGCUGAGACUGCAAAGUUUAAGACCGAGAAUGCCAAACUUUUAAAACGAAUUAUAGAGAAAUAUGCUAAAAAUGAGGCUGAUAUAGCAAAAUUAAAAAUUGGUUUGCAGUAUCCAGUUCUCGAGCAUAUUAAGGCUACAAUUCUUGAGCUUGAAUCAAGGAAUGCAAUAUUAAGACCAAUUAUAGAGGAAUUUGCGAAGAAAUCAGAAUAUAGCCACCUUGUGACCGCCUUUGGCAAGAAAAAUCGUAAAUUCCAAGCUAAAUGCAUUCAAAUAGCUGAGGAAAUUCUUAACGAAAAACCAAUAAUUGAAUAUUGUCCUCCUUUCUUGAACGGAUUGGAACUUGAUGCCUUCUUUCAAAAAUAUCGAAUCGCAUUGGAGGUGCAAGAAAGUCAGCACCGGUUUCAUAACACUGGUUGGUAUAAAGAUGUCAAAAAGCUCGAGGAUAUUGUUAACCGUGAUCGGAAAAAAAGAUGUAUAUGUCAAGAUAACGGAAUUUUCUUACUUGAGAUAUGGUAUGAUGAAAAACCAGAAAUGGUUAUUCCGGAAAGGAUACAAAAAAUUGAGAUUCGUUAA
Dentiscutata erythropus is the source of this 681-nucleotide messenger RNA. NCBI's taxonomy places the organism in Eukaryota, Fungi, Glomeromycota, Glomeromycetes, Diversisporales, Gigasporaceae. The record is from the annotation of a GenBank genome assembly.